Messenger RNA from Cajanus cajan (pigeon pea), 805 nucleotides. Its product is annotated as Histone superfamily protein. Lineage: Eukaryota; Viridiplantae; Streptophyta; Magnoliopsida; Fabales; Fabaceae. Gene Ontology annotation, biological process: resolution of meiotic recombination intermediates; replication fork processing. The record is from RefSeq and is a predicted model, not a curated record. Gene Ontology annotation, molecular function: protein heterodimerization activity; chromatin binding. Gene Ontology annotation, cellular component: FANCM-MHF complex.
GCCCAUUAAUAUUCCCUCCUAUUCGGUUUCCCUCCACUCGAAACAAAUUCGAUUAUGGAAAACGCCGACGGGAGCAGCGAAGUGGAAAACGACGCCGAAAUGAAGCUCUUGAGAGACAAAUUCAGACUCUCCGCAAUCUCCAUCACCGAAUCCCAAGCAAAACGAAGCGGCAAGGAAGCGUCAAAAGUCGUAGUCACUUGCGUCGCGGAUUUGGCCUUCAAAUAUACAGAGCGAGUGGCUAGGGAUCUUCAUCUAUUUGCGCAGCAUGCGAAUCGUAAAUCUGUAAACAUGGAAGAUGUGAUACUCUGCGCGCAUAGGAAUGGACAUUUAUCUGGCUUGUUGAGGACUUUCUCCAAUGAUUUGAAAGCCAAAGAUCCUCAAUCUGAGAGGAAGCGAAAGAAAGAAACCAAAAAGAACGACAAAGGAAACACUACUAUCUUGGUAUGAUUAGAAAAAAAUUGAUGGCGCGAAAAAUUUGAUCUCUUCGUUGCGGUAUUCCAGUGCACGCAGCUCAAUAUCUGACGAGAAUCUUGAAAUUUGAAGUGUGCAGUUAGUUUUGUAUGAUACACUCAACUCAACCGUAGAAGGGACAGACACAUGGAAAAAGCAUGUUGGCCUGCUCCUUUCUGUACUUUUGGCACCUUCUCCAUCUCACACACUCCUCACUCCACUAAUAAAGACGACCAAGUCACCACACAAUGCAUUCUAUAUUUACCACUUCCAACUUAUAAGGACUUCCAGAUUAAAUUUUGAUUUUAUAUAUAAAAUAACUUCUGCUAAAAAAAUAUAUUUAUUUUAUAUAUCC